AGAAUACACUCAUAGUGAGUGCGGACAGCGGUCGGUGUUAAUUCGACAACACGGUUUUAUAGCGCCUGUCAGGAACCGACACCGACCUGAAGGAAACCAUACACAUCAGAAAGUCUAGCGUUUCUCAAGCUGUUAAAGUAUUCAUGGAGAGUGUCGCCUUCACCUCAAGCAGGCGCAGGUUACUUCGAGAAGGACUGAAAUUUCAUGCUGGGUCCCAAUUUUCUCGGCUGGCCAAACCGUGAACAUAAAUGCCUAGGACAGAGAGGACGCCACGAACUUCCAAUGUGAUGCAUCUUUACGAUAGGAAAAUUACUCGACUAAGAUGGGUAAUAAGCAAACGAUAUUUACUGAUGAACAGCUAGAUGCCUAUCAGGACUGCACCUUCUUUACCCGCAAGGAAAUCCUUCGUUUGCAUGGAAGAUACCACGAACUGGCUCCACAUUUGGUUCCCAUGGACUACACCAAUGACCCCGAUGUUAAAGUCCCUUUAGCUCUCAUAGUCAACAUGCCAGAACUGAAGGAGAACCCAUUCAGGAAUCGAAUUGUGGAAUCAUUCUCAGAAGACGGCCAGGGGAACCUCAGCUUCAAUGAUUUUGUGGACAUGUUUUCGGUUCUCAGCGAAAUGGCCCCCAGAGAACUAAAGGCCAUUUAUGCUUUUAAAAUAUAUGACUUUAAUGUGGACAAUUACAUCUGCAAGGAGGACCUAGAAAAAACUUUAAACAAGCUUACGAAGGAAGAGUUGACACCGGAGGAGGUUGUUCUGGUGUGUGAGAAGGCCAUCGAGGAGGCUGACCUGGAUGGAGACAAUAAACUCUCCUUUGCUGAUUUUGAAAACAUGAUCUCUAGGGCUCCUGACUUUUUAAGUACCUUUCAUAUACGAAUCUAAAAUGCCUAUAAUGAAAGACAACGCAGAUGAUCUCGGAGCCUGAAUAGACGUGUCCAAUUCAGAGGAUGAAUGUCUUCAGUUGUUUUCCUUUCGUUUCAAACCCGGAAGCACACUUCGGAUCGGAUUACUGACAAAUGCCUGACUGUUUUUCACCGAUGGAAAACUUCAAACGUUGGUCCAGAAAUCCUGUUGCAUUCUUGGAGAGAGGAAACAGCGGAACGGCGAGGCCUUCCCCGGGUCAUGGAGUAAAACUAUAUGGCAUAAAAUGGGCUUUUACAAAUGUUCUUCUCAGUCUUAAAAUGUCUGUGGCACAUCGGACACACUUUAAACUCACUCUCCCCCUUCUAAAGACUCGUUUUUGGAUUGGAGUACAACACAGGACAUUGUUUAUCCAAAAAUGGAUGGAGGACAAACCAGAGAUGGAACCAGAGAGUGAGAGAGGGCUACAAGCACAGCACUGGCAUUAUCGUCAACAAGACAGCGUUUUUACAGCUAUGCAAUCUUUCUCCAUUAAAUGCAUGAAUAAGAUUAUGUUCCCCACCUUUUCCUGUUCCCUGACACACCUGGUACCAACAGCUUUGCCAUUUCAAACUCUAUAAUCGCUUAUUGAACUGGAGCAUGACGACAAUCAUAUCUAAAUGUUCUCCAGUUAAACGAAGGGCUCUGUUAUCUUAUAUUUCUCCUAUUGUCUUAUACUCUUUAUGUAUUCGUUUAGUCCGCGAAUCCCUGUGUUCCCUCUGUCCUAACUUGAAGUAUUAUCGUCUCUUAACCUCUGACUUUUUUCAGUAUUUGAUGUGAUAGAGGGCAUUUGACUUAACUUUUAAUAAAAGUUUUCUGUUGAUUGUUGA
This is a messenger RNA of Misgurnus anguillicaudatus (oriental weatherfish), 1734 nucleotides long. It is a transcript of the gene cib2, whose product is annotated as calcium and integrin binding family member 2. Gene Ontology annotation, biological process: calcium ion homeostasis. The record is from RefSeq and is a predicted model, not a curated record. Gene Ontology annotation, molecular function: magnesium ion binding; calcium ion binding. Gene Ontology annotation, cellular component: cytoplasm; cell periphery; stereocilium. NCBI's taxonomy places the organism in Eukaryota, Metazoa, Chordata, Actinopteri, Cypriniformes, Cobitidae.